GUGGUAAAGCGGAAGGUCCAAGAUGGCGGACUAAGCGGCGUGGCUUUCCGGAGAAGUUUCACAUUUACGAUCUUAUAGAUUCAAAAAUAGCAUCAAAUACCUCAACUAUUCGCCUUUCCUUAAGCCCACGAAACAAAUUUUGAGCGUGGAGCGACGGCGUGUUACCUGAAGUGAAGAUUGAAGACGUGAUAGAAGAUGGACGACUACUGCUAUGCUAAGAUGGUGACGUCAUGUCAAAGAGAAAGUGAAAGACAAUCAGCGCCACCAACGGAGAACAAUCUGAAAAGCGAAGAUGAAGACGUCCAGCAGCUGAUGGGUAAUCCAGAAGAAGUUUCCCCUCAGUCAGGGGGGAGCUCCACUUUGAAGCAGGAGACUCCACAACCACCCUGCAUUAAAAAGGAAGAGGAGGAACUCUGCAUCACUCAGGAGGGAGAGUGUCUUCUAGGACGAGAGGAAGCUGAUUACACCAAGUUGCAACUGACUGUUGUCUCUGUGAAGACUGAAGAUGAUGAAGAGAAACCACAAGUAGACAACCUCUUAGCUCCACUAUCAGAUAGUGAGGCUGAAGACGAGGUUGAAGAACCUUUGAGCAGCGAUACAGACUGUGAAGGUGAUAUGAGGACUCACACUGACAACAAACACUCUGAAUGCUCUUCAAAGAAGAGAGGUAAAACAUGUUUGAGCUGCUCACAUUGUGCUGAAAGUUUUACUAAAAAGAGCCAGUUGACUCAGCACAUGAGAGCACACACAGGUGAAAAACCUUAUAAUUGUUCGGUUUGUGGCAAAAGCUUUUCUCAAAAAAGCUUUUUAAGUCGACACAUGAGAACACACACAGGUGAGAAGCCAUUUAAUUGUUCAGUUUGUGGCAAAAGGUUUUCUCAAAAAAGCUUUGCGAGUCGACACAUGAGAACACACACAGGUGAAAAACCAUUUAAUUGUUCAGUUUGUGGUAAAAGUUUUUCCCGAAAUUGCAGUUUGACUGAACACAUGAGAACACACACAGGUGAAAAAACAUUUAAUUGUUCAGUUUGUGGCAAAAGCUUUUCUCAAAAUUGUGGUUUGACUCGACACAUGAGAACACACACAGGUGAAAAACCAUUUAAUUGUUCAGUUUGUGAUAAAAGAUUUUCUCUAAAUUGCAGCUUGACUGAACACAUGAGAACACACACAGGUGAAAAAACAUUUAAUUGUUCAAUUUGUGGCAAAAGCUUUUCUCAAAAUAGCAAUUUGACUCAACACACGAGAACACACAUAGGUGGAAAACCAUUUAAUUGUUCAGUUUGUGGUGAAGGUUUUUCUCAAAAUUGCCGUUUGACUCGACACAUGAGAACACACACAGGUGAGAAACCAUUUAAGUGUUCAGUUUGUGGCAAAAGCUUUUCUCAAAAUUGCCAUUUGACUCAACACAUGAGAACACACACAGGUGAAAAAACGCGUAAUUGUUCGGUUUGUGGCAAAGUCUUUUAUCGAAAUACCUCUUUGACCCAACACAUGAGAACACACACCGGUGAAAAACCAUUUAAUUGUUCAAUUUGUGGCAAAAGCUUUUCUCAAAAUAGCAUUUUGACUCAACACAUGAGGACACACACAGGUGAAAAACCAUUUAAUUGUUCAGUUUGUGGUAAAAGCUUUUCUGUAAAUUGCAGUUUGACUCAACACACGAGAACACACACAGGUGAAAAACCAUUUAAGUGUUCAGUUUGUGGCAAAAGCUUUUCCCAAAAUAGCAAUUUGACUCAACAUAUGAGAACACACACUGGUGAUAACAACAUGUAAUUCUUCAGUUUGUACCAAAAUCUUUUAUCAAAAUACCUUUUUGACUGAACACAUGAGAACACACACGGGUGAAAAAACAUUUAGUUGUUCAGUGUGCUGUAAACGUUUCCCACAUAAUGCAGACGCAGUAAAACACAUAAGA
This is a messenger RNA of Nerophis ophidion (straightnose pipefish), 1918 nucleotides long. Its product is annotated as zinc finger protein OZF-like. Gene Ontology annotation, cellular component: nucleus. NCBI's taxonomy places the organism in Eukaryota, Metazoa, Chordata, Actinopteri, Syngnathiformes, Syngnathidae. Gene Ontology annotation, molecular function: DNA-binding transcription factor activity, RNA polymerase II-specific; RNA polymerase II cis-regulatory region sequence-specific DNA binding. Gene Ontology annotation, biological process: regulation of transcription by RNA polymerase II. The transcript has 2 exons. The coding region runs from base 196 to 1776 and encodes 526 amino acids. The record is from RefSeq and is a predicted model, not a curated record.